Gongylonema pulchrum is the source of this 885-nucleotide messenger RNA. NCBI's taxonomy places the organism in Eukaryota, Metazoa, Nematoda, Chromadorea, Rhabditida, Gongylonematidae. The record is from the annotation of a GenBank genome assembly.
UUGGUACUAUCUCAUUUCGACAAUGCUGCCAAAAAGCAGCCGCCUCGUGCCGGAUGCUGUGACAUCUGUGAUGAGCUUAUCAACCAGGAAAAUAGCGCAAAUGGUGCUUCAGUUACUAGCACGAAAGAUUACGGUGAUGAAGCUCUAAUACUGCUCCGAGCCAUCGAGAUUUUCCAAGGAUCAACCGGUCUCGGCAAAGUGAUUGAUUUUAUUAAAGGGGGACAGCUGGAGAAGAAAUUAUUCGAAAUUCGUACAAAUUUAGCGAUCGAGCUCGACUGUGGUGCACACAUCAUUGCAUCCAAUAAAUGCAUUCAGCAACUCGCAAUGAUUCGGCCAUCGAGCGUGAAAAAUUUGUACAUGAUUGGUGAGAUGACGGAAGAGAGGCAACGCAGAUUUGGCCAAAAACUUGUAGAUGCAAUUGUGGAGUUUUGUGUUGCACAGGAUAUUCCCAUGAACUGUGUGACCGACCCAACGGGUGAUUUGGCCAAGCAGCGUGCUGUUAGUGAAUCAACAAUAGCCGCAUAUUUCGUAAAUUACGUUAAAACUGGCCUACCAGUGCAUUUGGAUGUUGUUGGAAUAAGCAAGAAACAUAUGGAUGUUGUACACAGUACGAUCCGUGAAAACGGUUCAGAUAUCGUACGGCUGAAGCCAAUCAUGGAGAAACUUCCGGAAGGAUUCAUUGACUAUAAUCGACUAAAAAUCAUCUUUGGCAUUUUGGAAUACGAAUACGGCAUUGAGCAAGAUUUGAAAACUAACGAUACCACUAGUAGUACAUCUGCUGCUUCCCCCGGUGAAGCGAAGAAGAGAAGUGUGCCAGAUUGGAUGAAAAACACACAAUCUUCAAUGCAGCGCAAAAAAAUGAAGAAACCGAACUUGUUCAGUUGA